Hippoglossus stenolepis (Pacific halibut) is the source of this 4678-nucleotide messenger RNA. It is a transcript of the gene lrfn1, whose product is annotated as leucine rich repeat and fibronectin type III domain containing 1. NCBI's taxonomy places the organism in Eukaryota, Metazoa, Chordata, Actinopteri, Pleuronectiformes, Pleuronectidae. Bases 1383 to 3659 code for a protein of 758 amino acids. Gene Ontology annotation, molecular function: protein binding. The transcript has 5 exons. The record is from RefSeq and is a predicted model, not a curated record.
GUGCCUUGUCGCCCUAAAUGUGUUUUAAAUGCAGCCUAAGUGACAUCACAUUGCUGCAGUGCUGCAGUCCAUGAAAGGUGUCAGUCGUCUCCUCUGAUAACCAAGAAUUUGUCCACUGGCCACUUGGCUCUGCUCUGCUCUGCUCCAGACAUCAUGGCGUGACUGCGUGUAUUCAUUUGCUCUUAUUACGCAGGUGGACGCCCGCAUGAGGAAGCAGAUAGAGGCGCAGCUUUGGGGGGGGGAAAGCUCUGCCUGUUCUCCGGGACUGAGCAACAACACCAUCGCCCUGCCGCCACAUCCCACCACCGCGUCGCUUCGCUGGAGGAGCGGACAGACAGGAGUCAUGUACGAGAACUGAACUGCUGGGAGGAUCGCGCACGGUGCCGGAGGAGAACGCGUGUGAUCGGGUGCAUGGGUGGGAUUCCUUCAUUGCGCCUCGGACAGGGGAAGUUAUCACAACAAAUGGCCUCAGCAAAGGCAAACAGCUGCCGGUGAACCAGCCGUGUUGGGGAUCGAAACCCGGCGUGGACGCACAGUUUUCGACCUUCGUGGGUUUUUUUUUUUUACCCUGACGGACUGGAAGCCUUGAUUUCACCGUGAAGCGGCUUUUUUUUGGGGUAUCCUCCAGGAGCGCAAAUCAUCCUGGAGCUUUCCCUCCUCUCUCCAUCAAUUCACAACACGCGUGAGGUUGUUUUUUUUUAAUGAUCGGAUAUGUAAUCCAGCGUUACAAACCCUGUAGUCUACGCAGGGGACUUGAAACGACCACGUACUGACGCUUUAACCCAUUUUUUCCUUCUUAGCCCGGCUCCGGUCGCGAGCGUCACACUCUCUCGGAUUUGGGGGAUUUCAGCUUCACACGUUCUGCCUCCGAAAGCCUCAAUCGGAUCGUACACUGGGAUUUAAAGGUGGGGUUUGAUUCCACACGCAGGUAACUGGAGGAGAACACCCCGCGGUCCCUGCUCGGUGACACUUCGGCAGCAGAUUGUCCCCCUCGUCGCGUCCUUUUUGGAUUUUUUUUCUCCUGCACAGCCGCCACGGUUUUUUCUUUUUUUACGCGUGAAUUUGGGAAUAAAUGAACUCUCGUCAGCACCUGAGAUUCGCCGUGUUUACCCGGGGAGACGAGUGCGUGGACGGUGGGAAUCAUGUGCAAUAGGAUCAACCCUCCAGAAUCUGCGGUAACGGUCCCACUUUUGACUGCUCUGAAGUGAACCUCGUGCGGAGCAUCCAAAACAACACAGUAUUCUGGUGCUGUAUUUCCUGUGACACCCACGGGAGUCACCUGCCUCAGCAUUGAACCUCUCGCUGCCAGCUGAACAGUAUGCUGAUGUGAAACCAGCAAUGGAGACCAGGGCUUGAUAUCCGGACCUGGACACCGAUCAACGAUGGAGCGGCUGCUUCUGUGCGUGCUGCUGUGUGCAGCUCUGUCGAAGGGUUACAGCUGCCCCGGCCGCUGCAUCUGCCAGCACCUCUCCCCUACUCUGACUCUGCUCUGUGCUAAGACCGGCCUGCUGUUUGUGCCCCCCACCAUCGACCGCAAGACCGUCGAGCUGCGGCUCACGGACAACUUCAUCACCGUCAUCCGCAGGAAAGACUUCUUCAACAUGACUAGUUUGGUCCACCUCACCCUGUCGCGCAACACCAUCAGCCAGAUCACCCCCCACGCCUUUCUGGGCCUGCGAUCCCUGCGGGCGCUCCACAUGGAUGGGAACCGCCUCAGUGCGAUAAAGAGCGACCACUUCAAGGGCCUCAUCAACCUGAGGCACCUCAUCCUCGGAAACAACCAGAUCCACCAAGUGGCCCCCACUGCCUUCGACGAGUUUGUUGCGACCGUAGAGGACUUGGAUCUUUCCAACAACAACCUGCGCACCCUUCCCUGGGAAGCCAUAGCCAGAAUGACCAACAUUAACACGCUCACACUGGACCACAACCUGAUUGAUCACAUUGGAGCGGGGACUUUUACCCUGCUCACCAAGCUGGUCCGCCUGGACAUGACCUCAAACAGGCUGCAGAAGCUGCCACCAGACAGCUUGUUCCAGCACGCGCAGGUACUGUCCGACGCCAAGAGCACCAGCUCGUCCGCCCUGGCUGUGAGCUUCGGUGGGAACCCUCUCCACUGUAACUGUGAGCUGCUGUGGCUCCGCAGGCUGACGAGAGAGGACGAUCUGGAGACCUGUGCCUCACCGGAUCACCUCAUGGACAAAUACUUCUGGUCCAUCCAAGAGGAGGAGUUUAUCUGUGAGCCCCCGCUGAUCACCAAACAUCUCAGCACCAAGCCCUAUGUGAUGGAGGGGCAGGGUGUGACGCUGAAAUGUAAAGCCGUGGGUGAUCCAGACCCAGAUAUUCACUGGCGGUCACCGGACGGCAAGCUGGUGCAUAAUAAUUCCCGUACCAUCCUGUAUGAUAAUGGCACCCUUGAUAUUCUCAUCACUACGCUGAAGGACAGUGGAGCAUUUAAUUGUGUGGCGUCCAAUGCUGCGGGCAUCGCCACAGCUGCUGUUGAGAUCAACAUGAUCCCCUUACCCUUGUUUGUGAACAACACGGGCCACAUGCGCGAGGACCCCGGCCUCUCAGACAUCACCACCUCCUCCAAAUCUGGCAACGACACCAAGGGCUACGACAAGCAGGACAGGAGGGUGAUGGUCGCCGAGCUGACCUCCUCCUCCGCUGUAAUCCGCUGGCCUUCUGAGCGCCACAUCCCCGGCAUCAGGAUGUACCAGAUUCAGUACAACAGCUCGGCAGAUGAUACUUUGGUGUACAGAAUGAUCCCAUCCACCAACAAGAACUUCUUAAUCAACGAUCUGGCCGCCGGACGGGAGUAUGACCUUUGUGUGCUGGCGGUUUAUGACGACGGCAUCACAUCAUUAACAGCCACACGUGUGGUUGGCUGCGUGCAGUUCCACACAGCCAGUGAGGUCAGCCAGUGCCGCUUCAUGCACAGCCAGUUCCUCGGAGGCACCAUGAUCAUCAUUAUCGGUGGUAUAAUUGUUGCUUCAGUGCUGGUGUUCAUCAUCAUCCUGAUGAUCCGUUACAAGGCCUACAGCAGCCCGGAGGACAGCAAGACCAAGGUCAGCUCCAGCAUGCACUCCCAGACCAAUGGCAGCCAGCAGCGGCUCCAGCGCUCCGUCUCCAAGCAGCCGUCUGAUGAGGGCCAGCGUGAGGCCCAGGUGCACAAAGAGUGCAUGGCGCUGGUGCUGAGGGUGGACAAUGAGAAGAAGGAGGAUCCAGCCGCCACUACUGCCAUCCUGGAGGUGGAGCUGCCUCCACUGACUGUAGACAAGCUGAAGAGAAGAACCAGCCUGGACGCACAGCGCUCUGGUCCCCCGUCUGAGGACACGCAGACAGACAGUAGCCUGACAGGCUCCACCAUGUCCCUGUGUCUCAUUGGUCCCAGCGCCGGCACCAAGGAGGCUCCCAGGCUCAAGGACAAGAAAAGUGCCCUGGCUAACAUGGGUUUGCUUCCCAACGAGCUGGCACGAACUAGGCAUAGGUUCUCUUUUGACGGUGGGGAUUACUCCAUAUUUCAGAGUCAUAGUUACCCACGCAGAGCGAGGACGAGGUGGCACAAGUCCACCAACCAGCUCGACAUGGAGUCGUCUCCGCUCGCCAACCGGAGAGUUACGUUCAGCAGCACUGAGUGGAUGCUCGAGAGCACAGUCUGAGGAAACCAGUGUAGCUGAAGCGCGGCUCGGCCACACACGUGUAAAAACACAAAUAUAAACCUACAUGCCAUAUGAUGCACUCUUUUCCUGCACACAGCGAACGAUAAACACAAGCACAUUUACUUACACGUGAAAACUUUCUGUGAGUUGCUGGAGAAGAACAGUCUCCCCUCAUCCUGCCUCCCCAUCAUACUCCCAGAGAGGUUUGUCGGCCAUGUCCUUUCUUUAUGCAGCAGUGCCUUAUUCUAAAAGAUGUACGAAUGGAGGACGCUGCUCACUGUAGUCAUAAACCUUUCCUCUCUUAUCAUUGCCUCCCACCGUGAUAAUGUGGGCGCGUUACUUUGGAUUUAUAAUUUUCUCCUUUUUCUGUGACAUGCCAAGGGGGUGUUGCGUUUGGAUGUAUGUAACUGUUUAAUUGUUUAAAAACAGAAAAAGAAAAAAAAACUCAUCAUAACUGUAAAGUGAACAGCCAGGUAUCCUGUUAUGUCAAUCAUGUUUUGGGUUCUUUCAAAAGACAAACAAAAAAAAAAACUUUUGCACAGAAGACACGAGAUACAAGGACAAGUAUCAACCACCAGUCUAUACAAUAAUAAUAAUAAUAAUAAUGAAAAAAGAAGAAGAGAAUUUUACACAUGCCAGUUUCUAACGUUAGCGCAGAGAGGACGGACCUGGAAAGCUGCCAUGGAUUCCUCUCCGGCUGUGGGACUAUAUGAUGUUUAAUAGGUAUUGUUCCAGAUGUGACUGUAUAUUAAUCGGUACUGUAUCUGGCUGGUCUAGAUAAAAAGACAACAAACAAAAAAGACAUAUAUAAGUAUAUUAAAAACAUUGGUGUAUGUGUACUAACUAUGUAAGUAAGUAAGUCAUAUGUCACAUGACUUUUUACAAAGCAUUUGGGUGUUGGCUGCAAGUUUUUACAUUAAAAACCUGUGUCAUCACACCUCGCCCUAUUUAGUAUGUCAAAGUUUGGACCAUUUAUCCCCUCGCGAAGGGUAUUAAAUUUUUUGUGUGGGUUAACUGUA